ACAUCUUCAGGGAUUGCAGUGAUCUGCCUCCUGACAGCUCCAGUGGCACCUACACCAUCAAGCCCCGGGGGUAUCGGGACGUCAUGGUGUACUGUGAUAUGGAUGAGGAAGAUGGGGGCUGGACCGUGAUCCAGAGGAACCGGCAGGACACGGAUGUCACCUGGAACGAGUCCUGGAGCACCUACAAGAACGGCUUUGGGAACUUGCAGGGUGACUUCUGGCUGGGCAACGAGAACAUCUACUGGAUUGCCAAGCAGAGGGCCUACCAGGUCAGGUUUAUCAUCCAGGAUGGUUCAGACAAGAAGCUGUUUGCAGAUUACAACAUGUUCCGCCUGGACGAUGAGUCCCAGGGCUACAAGCUGAGGCUGGGGGCACACUCGGGGACAGCAGACGAUGCCAUGGCCCUAUUGAGCACCACCAUCGUCCAUGACAACAUGAAGUUCUCCACUAAAGAUCGGGAUCAGGACAUUUCCAAUGUGAACUGUGCUUCCAACGCUGGGGGCGGGUGGUGGUACUCGGCGUGCUACUCUGCGCUGCUGAACUACAAGGGGCCCUUGACAUGGGGAGAGUCGUGCAAGGGGAACUGCAAAGCCUCUGCCAUCCUCAUCAGGCCCCUCAAAUGCUAA
Messenger RNA from Empidonax traillii (willow flycatcher), 626 nucleotides. Its product is annotated as fibrinogen-like protein 1-like protein. The annotation marks the transcript as partial. The transcript has a single exon. Lineage: Eukaryota; Metazoa; Chordata; Aves; Passeriformes; Tyrannidae. The record is from RefSeq and is a predicted model, not a curated record.